This is a messenger RNA of Parasteatoda tepidariorum (common house spider), 996 nucleotides long. Its product is annotated as retinaldehyde-binding protein 1. Gene Ontology annotation, cellular component: membrane. Gene Ontology annotation, molecular function: phosphatidylinositol bisphosphate binding. The record is from RefSeq and is a predicted model, not a curated record. Lineage: Eukaryota; Metazoa; Arthropoda; Arachnida; Araneae; Theridiidae.
CAGAUAUUGAGUGAAGUACUUUUCAGAUUUAUCGAUUUUCAGUCAAAACGAUUGAAAACUAUAUCUGUCAAAAAUGGAAAGCGAUUAUGAUUUCCAGGAGAAGCGGAAAGGAUUUCUACCUUACAAAGUGGGAUACCUGACUGACUGUAUGGUAAAAUUAGCCGAAGAAGAAUUGGAUGAAACAGAAGAAACUCGUAGUCAGGCCAUUUCAGAACUCAGGAGUCUCAUAGCCGGUAAGUGGGAUCCAGAUCAAUUUUCAAUGCCAAUAUUCAUAUCAGCGUCGACAUUUUUAUUGCUACAAUGCAUCGAAGAUCCAGCUACUCAAGUGUGUGGUAUUCAACUUAUAAUUGAUGCCAAAAACACCUCUCUGAAGCAUAAUACACGUGCAUUAACACCAAGAUAUUUACAGUUACUCGCUAAAGCUCUCAGAAAUACGUUACCUAUCAGAUAUAAGCAUGUUCAUAUAGUGAAUGAAUCAAUUUUCUUUUCAUACCUCUUCAACAUUUUUAAGUUGAAGAAAAAAUAAGAAAAAGGAUCCAUUUUCACGGCAGCGAUAUGAAACAUCUUCACCAGUACAUUCCAAAAGAAAUUUUGCCACCUGAAUAUGAUGGGGACAAUACUGAAUACUGCGCAAUUGAAUGGGUCAAAAAGGAAACGUAUUCAUUCUUAGAAAAAUAUAAAGAACUGCAUCAUUGCGAGCUUCGUUGAUUUCGAUACGAUUCAUUGUCUUAAAAAUUCAUAAUUCGUACCUGAUGAAUCAUCAGGCGAAGAUUACAAAGCCAACACCUCUUUGAACUAAUGAAAUAUUAAUACAGAUCUGAGAUUAUUAUUUAUUAUCAUUAUUAGUCAGUUUGUAUAUAUUUUCAUUAGUGUCAAUAAUCCUAUUUAAGAUACAAGCAGUCUAAUUAGGCAAGUAAUGUAUAAGUUCACAUCACUAUUAAUCUAUUGGUCUUUUUUUGUAUUUUCAUAAAUGAAAAAUAAAGUUUUAUUUCGUCU